AUACACGAUUUCCUCAAAUUACCGACGCCUGUUUGUUUAUAUCGAUGAUCAUACCCAUUGAUUAAUUAUACCCCAUACUCUUUACUUUGUUUAUUCUACAAGUUUUGACAGCUAAUUUGCGCUUCAUGCAAGGGAGGGAGAAAAUACAAUGGCCAGACAGUGAGACUGGGAUUCAAACCGGGACCCACUGAAUCUCUAUAGUCAGUGGCGCUCUACCAACUGAACUGUUGGACCACCUGUGAUCAAACCCAUCUAAUUGCUACACCGUUUUCUCAUGGAUGAAAAAAGGAAAGACAAUUUCUGAGAGUUGAAAUGCUGCGAAUCUGCAUGAUAUUGUUGCUGUGGUAUGCAGUUGGCAUAUUGACCAAUGAGGAGCACUAUGAGUAUGAUCCUUAUGAUAUGGUGAAUCCACGAAAAGUCAUUAAGGAUGAUAAGGAUAUACCACAUGCAGAGAAAACUAUGGUACAUGCAAUGGAAUCUUCAGAGGCUGCUGAUGACCAUACAACUGUCCCUCCUGAAAUCAAACAGUUUGAAGAAGCUCCUGAAAGUAGAACAGAGACAGUGUGUACAAAAACAGAUGUGGGGAAGCAGCUGUUGAAAAAUUAUGUUAAAUCUUUCCUGAAACAUUUUGAGUUGAAGGAGGCAACUAAAUGGGGAGGUCCUUCGGAUGAGACCACAAAAAACGGGGUUCCGUGUCACAACAAGUGUGGCACGAUAAAGAUCCCUCCCUGCUCAAAGGCCAUAAGCACUGAGCAUAGGCCUAAAUUUUGCAGCCCUUCACUGGAACCCACUUCAGGGUCACAAGAAUACAGCAUGAUUCUGAAACUCUCUUUUGAUGAAUUUAAAAUACUGCGAAAAUUUGUGUUAGAUGAAAGUACCGACUUGCACAGCCUUUAUGAUGCUAAUGAUAUCCUGACUGACAUGAUCCAGAGUAUGUCAAGGUCACAUUUGGGAACAAUGGGUAAAAUAUCUGUUUGGUUUGAGGACAAAUAUGGAGCAAGCAUUGAUGCAGCUCUCAAGAUGAUUGCAGUGUUGCUGAUGGCCUCUAUCUUUGCUACAUUGGAAAUGAGGCUACAGAUGUCAUGGAGACAGAGAUUUCUAAAAUUGAUUGUGUUAGCCUUUAUUGUCAGCAUACCAAUGACCUGGUUUGAACUCUAUAAGGCAGAACAAAUAAAGCAGCAGACUGUGGCUUUGAAGGAUGCCCCUGCAGACUGUGUAAAGAAUGAUUCAGUCAGUGACAACUGGUUUCAAGCAGCAUCCUACAUAUUGUCCUCCAUAUUUACACUGAAAGAGGACAAAUGUCAGAAGUAUUAUGAACACAUGAUGAUUGACCCAUUUGUUAAAGUGCCACCCACAAAGGCAGUUGGAGUGACAUUUGUUCGUUUCUUCCUCUCUCCAUUAAAGGAUGUAGGAGCAUCAUUGAGCACAUUUAUUAGAGAACUUCUCAUUGACCUACCAGUGACUUUAUAUCCUGUAGCUUUGAUCUUGGUGACAGUAUUUCUCUUUCUGAUUCUUUUUAUGACCUUUGGAUACAGUUUCAAGUUACCUUUUUUCCUGUCCAUUGAGCCAAGCCCAUAUCAUGGUGUAACUGGGGGUGUCUCUAACCAACAAACCAUUGAGGACAACACAAAACGCUUAAUGGAACAGAUGCAAACAGUACAAGAAAUGCUUGAGUCAAGAGAAGCACAGUUUACAACAAGAAUGAAUGACUUUGAACGUCUCCAGAAAAGUGCCAUAGAAUACUCAGCAACAGUGAAUGUUCCAGACAUGCCCUGUCCAACAGUCCCAGCAUCCGUUAUAUCCAAACCUGCUGUAACACCUAACAUAACACCCAACACCCAGUAUGCAAGACAUAUAUUUCAAGAAUCAGGGGAUGCAUAUACUCCUGUAGUGGUAGAAUGUAGUAAUGUUAAAUCUCCCAUUCCAUGUUCUGAUGUGGAAAUUGAAUCUUCUACAGAAGAAGUCAGUGAUGUGGUUAACCCUCAUCAUACCUAUAAUUCUAAGUCUUCCCCAGGUAGAUCCAGUAAGCUUCCAGUAAGUAGAAAAGGUAAAUCCAGUGAUCGUGUGCCAACUCAAGUAAGUUCUGCCAGCAGAACUGACUCGCUACAAACUCAGAAUCUGACAGCUUUGUCUCCAGAUACCUUGCAAUCUCAGGAAGCAGGUUCUAGGUAACAUAAGGGUCUUCACAUUAUGCUAAGUGAUUUCAUGUGUCACAUCAUACUUGCCUUCAUUAAUCAUUUUUGUUGCAAUAAAAUACUUCGAAGAACAA
Ostrea edulis (European flat oyster) is the source of this 2269-nucleotide messenger RNA. Its product is annotated as chloride channel CLIC-like protein 1. The coding region runs from base 313 to 2172 and encodes 619 amino acids. Gene Ontology annotation, cellular component: membrane; endoplasmic reticulum. Gene Ontology annotation, molecular function: chloride channel activity. NCBI's taxonomy places the organism in Eukaryota, Metazoa, Mollusca, Bivalvia, Ostreida, Ostreidae. The transcript is spliced from 10 exons. The record is from RefSeq and is a predicted model, not a curated record.